Molecule: messenger RNA, 1809 nt
Organism: Saprolegnia parasitica CBS 223.65
Lineage: Eukaryota; Oomycota; Saprolegniomycetes; Saprolegniales; Saprolegniaceae
Exons: 5
Coding region: 32-1750 (572 amino acids)
Molecular function (GO): phosphatidate phosphatase activity
Source: RefSeq, a predicted model, not a curated record
CGGUCUUGGAUAUUUGCGAGCGAGGACGACGAUGAACAUGCUGAGCUCCGUGAAGGGCUACAUGGCCAACGUCUUCGACAUGGGCGGCCAACAGACCGGCGCCGUCGAUGUCGUCGCCAUCCAGCACGAGGCGUCGGUGCGCACGACGCCGUUCCACGCGCGCUUUGGGCGGCUCGACGUCCCAAGCACAGACGACCGCCGCGUGACGCUGCUCGUCAAUGGCGUCGCCGUCGACCACGUUUUGCUCGAGAUUGAUGACCGCGGCGAGGUCUAUUUUGUGGACGACGAGCCGAGCCCGAGCCGCGACAGCUUGGCCCUCGAGCUCGAGCUUGAGAGCCUCUCGAUCGACGAGACAAGUCCGUCCUUGGUCACGGCGAUGCCUCCCUUUAGCCCGCUCCAAGGACCGAUGGACGAUGGCCACAUGCCGAUGACGAUGCUCGACUCGCCCGACCAUCGGCUUUACUUUGACGCACUCGACAACAAGCGCAGCGCACCCAACUCGGUGGAGAAAGGCGGCUCGUCGUUUGGCCCGAAUCAGCGCAACCCGAGCGUGUACUUUGACGCGAUGGAGCGCCACUCGCUUCUCGACGCCGACGUGGACGACUACAUGGCCGAGUCCCAUGACGCAAGUAGCAGCCCUCUCGAGGCCGACGCGCCGCAGUUGUCGCUCUGUGGCCACUUGCUGCAACCGUCGCUCUGCGCAGACGAGGUCGCCGCCCUCGUCGCCGCGCACGCCGUGUCGGCCGCCGACUUUCGAGCGAAUCCGCUCGGCAUCCUCCAGCACCCGCACCUGAUGGUGUCGGUGCACGGCCUCGUGCACCCGUACGACGUCUUUAUGCAGGCCUACUUUGUCUCGAAGGUCUGCUUCCCCAAGCGUAUCCCGACAAGUGCGGCGGCCAUUCCAUCGACCAGAGACUGUAGUAGUAUGGAGGAAGGUACGCGGCUUGUGCGCUCCGAGAGCGACCCGCUGCGCUGGUUCCAGUGGUUUGCACCGUCGGACGCGUCAACAGCCAGCAACACGUCGUCCUCCGUGACGUCGUCGUCGUCGAGCCCGAGCCGCAGCCACGCGAGUGCGACCGAGCUCGCCGCCAUGGGCUUUGUUUACGGGGACAACGCGAUCGAGUUUGCCGUGCCCGGGGCACCAAAGCGUGCGUCCGCGGUCGUCUACUUUUGGCACGCGUCGAGCAAGCUCAUCUUUGUCGACAUUGACACUGCGCUCCGCGCGACGACCAAGAGCUUGUACCCCGGGGUCGCGUACUUUCUCGAAAGCGUCGCAGCGAACGGGUACCAUGUUGUGUACACGACGGUCGUGCGUGGACGCGCGCCACCGGCGGCGCUGCCCCGGGGCCCGGUCUGCGCCGCUCCGCUCGCAUCGCUUUUGCAUUCGCUUCGGUCGCUCUUCCCAUCCGACAUGAGUCCCUUCUACGCUUCGUUUGGCAGCGCAUCAACCCUGCCGCUCUUGGUCCAAGCUGGUGUCCCGAAAGGCCGCGCGUUCGCGGUCGAGGACGGCCGCGUCGCGUCGGCGCGCGUCACGUCGUCGUACGAGCGCUUGGUUGAGCCCCGCGUCUUCGAGGCCAUGUUCCCGCCAAUUUACUCGGUGGCCGUGUGCAAGCACCAGACGCCGAUCCAGCUGACGCCGAGCUUGAGCCCCAACUCUGGUUUGCUCGCGAGUCGCUGCCACACGCGCACGACCGGCGACGAAGCGUACAACGACGUCAACUUUUGGCGGGUUCCCCCGAGUACUAUUUAAACAGCGCCGUGAUACCUCGAUACUUUGAUACUUAAAAAAAAAGUGGUCUCUUUUCGUUU